CUCUAUCGAGUUGACAGUCCCGCACAUUCCACCAUUUUCUUUGUCGCUUUGUUGGAACCUGUGUGGUAUCGUGAAUUCUGUGAUCAAAAACCGACUAAUUACGAACUGAAAAUGGAGAUGUCCUUGAAUCCCGUGCGCGUUCUCAAGAAUGAGGCGCAGGAGGAGAAGGCCGAAAUGGCCCGCUUGUCCUCGUUCAUUGGCGCCAUUGCCAUCGGGGAUCUGGUGAAGAGCACUCUGGGUCCCAAGGGCAUGGACAAGAUCCUGGUUGCCAACGGACGCAAUGCCGGCCAGGUGGAGGUGACCAAUGAUGGUGCCACUAUUCUGCGUGCCGUGGGUGUCGACAAUCCGGCUGCCAAGAUUCUGGUGGACAUGUCGCGUGUCCAGGACGAGGAGGUGGGCGAUGGCACCACUUCAGUCACCGUUUUGGCCUCGGAGCUGUUGCGCGAGGCAGAGAAACUGGUUGAGCAGAAGCUGCAUCCACAGAUCAUUGUGGCGGGCUGGCGCCAGGCCACCCAGGUGGCCCUAGAGGCACUCACUGCCGCUGCCCAGGACAACUCGGCCAGCGACGAGAAGUUCAAGAACGAUCUACUGAACAUUGCCCGCACCACGCUCUCCUCAAAGAUUCUGCACCAGCACAAGGACUUCUUUGCCAACCUGGCAGUGGACGCUGUGCUGCGUCUGAAGGGAUCCGGCGAACUCAAGUCCAUACAGAUCAUCAAGAAGUCGGGCGGCACUCUGGGCGACUCCUUCCUCGACGAGGGCUUCCUGCUGGACAAGAAGCCCGGCGUGCAUCAGCCACAGCGUAUCGAAAAGGCCAAAAUUCUGAUUGCCAACACUCCCAUGGACACAGAUAAGAUCAAGGUCUUUGGCAGCAGCAUCAAAGUUGACUCGCUGGCCAAGAUCGCCGAUUUGGAGAUGGCCGAAAAGGAGAAGAUGAAGGAAAAGGUGGCCAAGAUCCUGAAGCACGAUUGCAACGUGUUCAUCAACCGCCAGUUGAUCUACAAUUAUCCGGAGCAGCUGUUUGCCGAUGCCAAAGUCAUGUCCAUCGAGCAUGCCGAUUUCGAUGGCAUCGAGCGUCUGGCUUACUGCACCGGCGGCGAGAUUGUCUCCACCUUCGAGAACCCCUCGAUGGUCAAGCUGGGCGAGUGCGAUCUCAUCGAGCAGGUGAUGAUUGGCGAGGAUACGCUGUUGCGCUUCAGCGGCGUCAAGCUGGGCGAGGCCUGCACCAUUGUGAUUCGCGGAGCUACCCAACAGAUUCUGGACGAGGCGGAUCGUUCGCUCCACGACGCCCUCUGCGUGCUGGCGGCCACCGUCAAGGAGUCACGCAUCAUUUAUGGCGGCGGCUGCUCGGAGGCUCUGAUGGCCACCGCCGUGCUGAAGAAGGCGGCCGAGACGCCUGGCAAGGAGGCUAUUGCCAUUGAGGCCUUUGCUCGUGCAUUGCUAUCUCUGCCCACGGCCAUUGCCGACAAUGCCGGCUACGAUUCCGCCCAGCUGAUCUCUGAGCUGCGCGCCGGCCACGCCCAGGGCAAGCAUCAACUGGGUCUGGACAUGGAGCUGGGAAAGGUGGCCGAUGUCCGUGAACUAGGCAUCACUGAGUCCUUUGCCGUCAAGCGUCAGGUGCUGAUGUCCGCCUCUGAGGCUGCCGAGAUGAUCCUGCGUGUGGACAAUAUUAUUAAGUGCGCUCCACGCCGGCGUGUGCCAGACAGGGGCUACUGCUAAGCAGCUUAAGUAUUCUUGUUCUAGGAUCCUAUUUCCUUUAUUUUUUUUAAAUUACAAACUCUCGUUUAACAUCAUCGCUAAUCUUACACGACGUUCUGUUUUACACACUAAUAACACACA
This is a messenger RNA of Drosophila kikkawai, 1839 nucleotides long. RefSeq names its product chaperonin containing TCP1 subunit 2 (gene CCT2). The record is from RefSeq and is a predicted model, not a curated record. Gene Ontology annotation, molecular function: ATP binding; ATP hydrolysis activity; ATP-dependent protein folding chaperone. Gene Ontology annotation, biological process: protein folding. NCBI's taxonomy places the organism in Eukaryota, Metazoa, Arthropoda, Insecta, Diptera, Drosophilidae. Gene Ontology annotation, cellular component: chaperonin-containing T-complex; cytosol.